This is a messenger RNA of Anarrhichthys ocellatus (wolf-eel), 2762 nucleotides long. It is a transcript of the gene metrn, whose product is annotated as meteorin, glial cell differentiation regulator. NCBI's taxonomy places the organism in Eukaryota, Metazoa, Chordata, Actinopteri, Perciformes, Anarhichadidae. Bases 215 to 1129 code for a protein of 304 amino acids. The record is from RefSeq and is a predicted model, not a curated record. Gene Ontology annotation, biological process: positive regulation of axonogenesis; glial cell differentiation. Gene Ontology annotation, molecular function: hormone activity. The transcript has 4 exons.
GUCCCGAGCAGAGAGUAGAAGGUUUAGCGGUGUUCUCUUAUCUCACGCAUCAGGGUAAGAGGAUCCUAAACUAUGGAGGUGAUCAGACACAGACUCACAUUUGUUUUAUAGAGGGAUUUUACUCGCAGAUCUUUCAGCUUUGGAACUAUCUUUUUCUAACAUCUUCUCUUUCUUCUUCUUUUUUUUUUUGACUUCGCAUCAUCCGCUGUUGAAAAUGCCUUGUUUCGGGGUUUGGAUUAACGCAAAUUGGAUUUUACUUUUCGCCAUUUUUGACGCGUCUUUUUCGAGCUAUUCUGAAGACCAGUGCAGCUGGAGAGGCAGUGGUUUGUCCCAGCAGCAGGGCAGCGUGGAGCAGAUCUCCCUCCACUGCUCUGAGGGCACACUGGACUGGCUCUAUCCCAAAGGGGCCCUGCGCCUCACCCUCUCGCCCCGCCUGCCCUCUGUGGCGGUGGGGCCUGGCGGCAGCAGCUCGGGCCUCAUCACGGCCUGCGUCAAGCCUUCUGAGCAGUUCCACGGAGCCCAGCUGUACCUGGAGCGAGAUGGGGUCCUGGAGCUCCUGGUAGGGGACCGCCUGGAGUCCUCUCCCCCACCGAGGGUUCGCUGCUUCAGCCGCCUGCCCGGGGAACGGGUGGCUCUCUUCCUGCAAGCUACACCUCACCAGGACAUCAGCAGGAGGAUCGCCUCCUUUCGGUACGAGCUGAGAGGGGACUGGACCGCUCGCCUGUCGGUGGACUCCAACCCCAUCAGCAGUGAAGAGGCCUGCAGACCCUGCAACAACACUGAGAUUCUGAUGGCUGUUUGCACCAGUGACUUUGUUGUGCGAGGUAACAUCCGAUCAGUGGCGGAAGACGAUAACCUGAGAGCAGCGGUGAUCAAAGUCAGCGCCACCCGGGUGUUUCGGCAGAAGUACGCCCUGUUUACCGGCAACGGUCGCCUGACCAGGCGGGGGGAGGUCAGGACUCUGCUGCAGUGUGGUGUCAAACCGGGGCCCGGCAGCUUCCUCUUCACGGGUCGGGUCCACUUUGGGGAGGCCUGGUUGGGCUGCGCUCCCCGCUACAAGGACUUCCAGCAGGCUUACACCAUCGCCAAAGCAGCCCAGCAGAUACCCUGCGAACUGCCUGUCGACUGAGUUUAAAAACUCGGCGGCAGCUUGUCUACUAGCACUCAAGAGUCGAGGCCGUACCGAAAGCCGGGCCAAACUCAGCUCUGUUCCAUAGUUUUGGAAGAAGCCAUGGUGUCCCAACUGUUGGCCGAUGCGGCCAUGGAGCCACCAACGACUUCCCAAAGGUCUGAGGAGUGAAAUGGACUCCCCCCCCCCCCCAAACACCAUUUCAGUGCAAUAUGCAUUCACCGGGUCAGAAAGAACCUGGUGGAGUUGUGACACGAGGGACGUGCUUCUAAUGAAGAUUAUAAGCAUUUGGCAUUGGACAUGUUUUUACACACAGUGAUGCUAUUAUGCAGGUUCAGAGAAAAUCUAUUGAAAAGCUUUCCAUUCGGGAUAAAUUAAGUCAAGCCAUUAAUUCAGGCCUAUUGAGAGUCAUUGCUUUGAAAAUACACUCAGGAAAAUGUAUUAAAAGUUCUAUAGAAAGCGUACUGCCUCGGUAUCCCAGUGAGGAUACAAUUAAGGCACCUAUUUGUUCAGUGAAAGUCGGGUCAUGGGAAAGUUAUUUUUUGCUGGCUACCCGUGUACUGGGGGGGGGGGGGGGGUCAUCCUCAGUGUUACUAUUAUUAAUUAAAGAGAUUAUAAAAAAAAAAAAAAGUCCUCACAAAAUGGAAAAAAAUAUAUAUUUGCACUGAUAACGGAAAGGGAAUGAUCUGGAAAGUGUGAUGCUGCAAGCACUGGAAACCAAAUAAAAAAGCAACUAUAUGUAGCAUAGCGGAGCAAUUGAGAAGUUAAUAUAUGUACAGACGAUGUGAGCACGUGCAGUAGCGACACAAAGCUACGGCUACUAGAGCAGGUUUCACAGCUCAAGCUAUAGUGCUGAGAGCACUUUCACAUGCUAGCCAACUCUGAGAUUUUGCUUCUGUAUUACAGUACAUUUUAGUAGCCAUGCAAUAUUUCUGCAAAACUGAGCUAAUUAGACUGCAUUUGGUUUAAAAAAAAAAAAAAAAAAGAAUUAUCUAAAAAUAUGUUGGAGUGGAAUUGCAGCAGUGUUGCCAAAGUGGUUCUGAGUUUUGUUGCUUCCAAGUCGUUCUCUGCUGAUGUUGUCACAUAUUAUCACACAAGAUAUUCAACUGUGUAUCACCGCUAAUGCUCAUAAAACUGUCGACAACAGUCAUUUAUAACUUAAGUCCAGUGUUGUUAUAAGAUAUAAAAAGCUAGCUCAAGAGAAACACAAAAAUAUGCAUUCAGUGUUAAAAAAGAAGAAAGAUUCAUAUCUAAUGUGCACUAUAUCAACAAGGGGAGGUGUUCAUACCAAAUUACCGUAAUAUGCUGAAGUGGUCUUAAAUGUGUACACUGCCAUUUUUGCUGUUUAUUUCUAUGUAAAUUUAUGUUAAUAACAAUGCGAAUGUAAAUAUGUUUAUAAGAAAUUCUAGAAACCACAGCAUGAAAAAAAAGUCUGUAUAAAAAAAAAAAAAAAAGCAUUGUAUUGUGGAUUAUUUUUGUGUUUGUCUGUGUUAUUAAAAUAUACUGUGAGAAAACACUCAUGUAUUUAAGUUCUUCUGGAAGCCUUUUCUUGUAUAUAUUCACUUUGAAGUCAUUCUUUGGGCAUUUCAUGCUCCACAAACAUUGUGCAGCUGGAUCAUUAAUUCAUCAGCAC